Molecule: messenger RNA, 1275 nt
Organism: Anguilla anguilla (European eel)
Lineage: Eukaryota; Metazoa; Chordata; Actinopteri; Anguilliformes; Anguillidae
Product: DLA class I histocompatibility antigen, A9/A9 alpha chain-like
Exons: 7
Coding region: 69-1073 (334 amino acids)
Biological process (GO): immune response
Cellular component (GO): external side of plasma membrane
Source: RefSeq, a predicted model, not a curated record
ACGAAUCGUUCGCGAACAACACAACACUAGAGUUCACACGUGAAGCAAGGGAUAAGUCGGAAGACAUUAUGGAACGAAUAACUGCGCUUCUUUUUCUUUUACAGGCGACAGUAACUGUUGUCAACACAGGUUCACACUCAAUCUGGACGUUUGCAACAUUUAUACACGGGAAGACCCAAUUCCCAGAAUUCAGUAUUUUGGCAUUUGUGGAUGAUCUUCAGGUGCUGUAUUAUGACAGCAACAUCAAGAAAAUUAUCUCUCGAAGUCGACCAAGCUCCACAAAGGGAGUUGAAGAUAUUAUUCUUUUAGGUGCAAACAUUGUGAUAGAAGACAUUUACAGUGGCAUGAAACGUCCCACACAUGCAAGGUUCUUCGCCAAUCAGACUGGAGGAGUUCGUGUUCAUCAGAAGCUGGGUGGAUGUGUGCUGGACAAUGACAAGUCCAGUCAGGUCAUGAUGUGGGAUGCUUAUGAUGGAACAGAAGCGAUACAUUAUGGCAUGCAUAAUUACACAGUCAACCCUAUAUGGCCACAUCUUACAUGGAUCACACAGUUAGCAGAGUUUGUUCAAAUGGAUUUAAGAACUAUUUAUCAUCCUAUUUGUAUCCAAAUACUGAAGUACUAUCUGGAGAAAGAAAAGAACAUUGUGCUUAGAAAAGAGCGGCCCAGAGUCAGACUAAUCCAGAAGACAUGCAGGGAGACUGGAGUGGUGAAGGUGAGCUGUCUGGCCACUGGCUUCUACCCCCGGCACAUCAACCUGACCAUGCUGAGAGACGACCGUCCCAUUUCAGGCGAGGAGCUCAUUUUCUGGGAGGUGUUACCCAACGGAGACGGGACGUACCAGACAAGGAGAACCCUUAGUAUCAGUUCGGAGAUAGCGAGAGAGAAACACCGUUACACCUGCUCUGUCACACACCUUGCUCUGGACAACAAGCUGGACAUCAACUGGGAACCAGGUGAAGGUGCUGAUGUUGCAGUCAUCAGUUCUGUGGUUGUAGUGCUGGUUCUGGUUCUGGUUCUGAUCUUUGCCAUCCCUGCUUUUAUCGUCUAUAAGAAGAGACGCAGAGGCAUCUAGACCUCCUUUGGAUACUUGUUUGCUAAAGAACUUUGGCCAAGCCAGUGGACGAUUCACCACCCAUGAACAGUGAACUAGUGCUACAGAGGAGAAGACGGAUCAGCACUUUUGUUUUGUUUGGAUUUUGUUUUGUUUGGAUUAUCCAAUUGUUUUGACUAUAUAGCUUUGUAUAUUUGCAGAUUUAAAUAGAUCACUUCAAAUA